This is a messenger RNA of Danio aesculapii, 6566 nucleotides long. It is a transcript of the gene phldb2a, whose product is annotated as pleckstrin homology-like domain, family B, member 2a. Gene Ontology annotation, cellular component: basal cortex. NCBI's taxonomy places the organism in Eukaryota, Metazoa, Chordata, Actinopteri, Cypriniformes, Danionidae. The transcript has 18 exons. Gene Ontology annotation, biological process: regulation of microtubule cytoskeleton organization. The coding region runs from base 181 to 3417 and encodes 1078 amino acids. The record is from RefSeq and is a predicted model, not a curated record.
CCGCACUGAGCAUCGGGUCUGUCUUCUUUGUCAUGCUAAACGCCGGACAGAGAGAAAGAGAGAGAGAGAGCAUCAUUCUCCUCCUGAGACUUCUUCUUCAAUGGGACUUUAAAUAAAGGGUGCACUGUUUGUCUGGGUAAAGCUUUUUUCCACUUCAACCACCCAGAAGAGUUGAAUCGCAUGAGGAACAUGCUGCCAGAAAAGACUGCAGGUCCUGCGCUGUCCCUCAAUACGGACACAACAAAGUUCCAUUCCAAUGGUGGCUCAUUGGUUGGAUCCAGCCUACGCGGCACACGCUCCAAGGCAGAGCUUCAGGAAUUGAUGGAGAGCCUGCAGCGGAGGAAAUCUGCUCUGGAGGCCAGCUUAAAGGCUACUGCUGACCGCGGGUACCUCACAUUAUCUCCACCUCCCAGCCCACAGUCAGCUUCUUCCUAUCUACAGGACCGUCCACCACUUUCAAUACGAGUCCCUUCCCCUUACACUCCCUCCAGCAGUUUAAGCAUGCCGCCAUCUCCUCACCAAUCAGAGCGCCCUAUAAGUCCAGUCCCAAACCAAACCCGUACCAGACACCAAUCGCAGGAUAGCUUGUUGCUUUGCCACUCUUCAGAAGGGCGACACCCCAACACUUCAAACUCACUCCUAACUAUGUGGAAUGGUUCUUCAUCCUCCUACGGGACUGAUGCUCUUCUUUCAUCUCGUAGAGGUCCAAGUGGGGCAGCCAGCAUGCCCUCCAGCCCUCGUUUGGGACGCCGGUUGUUAGCACGGGAUGGCGAGUCCACAAUUGAACCAUCGCUCCGCCAAAGGAAAUACUCCACCGGCUCUCUGAAUGGCCUGGGUGGACAUAGCCGCUCUCUGCCCCGGUUAUAUCGAGGAGACGCCCCAAUGCUUUCUUUGCCACCUCGACGUACCACCAAACCACGGCGCAGCUUUCCGUCCAUGGAGAAGCCUCCAGAUGUGACUGUGAUUGCCAAUGUGAACAGCACCUCGCGCAGGGCCAGCCUCUGCUCCGUGGGAUCUGCUCCAUGUUUGGAUCUGGGCGUUGGAGAAAGGCGACUGUCGUUUGGGAAAGGAGGCCUGGGGCCCGGCAUGGGGCCAAGGAGGGGCAGCAUCAGCUCUCUCAGUGGAAAAGAGGAGCUCAGAGAUUACCAUCAGAGACAAAGAGAUGAGCGACUACGAGAACAGGAAGUGGAGCGACUGGAGCGUCAGCGUCUGGAGACCAUCCUGUGCCUGUGCUCGGAGCUGGGACGCACUGAAGUGAGUCGCAUGGAGAGCGAGCCGAACACCUCUGCUGUCUCAGACCUGCAGAAGAUCAACCGAGAGCUGGAGAAGCUGCAGGUGUCGGAUGACGAGUCUGUAUUCUCGGAGUCUGCUGCUGUGUCUGUGGAUGGAGGAGGGUUUCUGGGUAAGAGUCGAGGGGAGAUGCUGAACCAGAGACAGCGCAGAGUCAGCGGACACAGAGAGAGCAGGCCUCAGUCCCCCAGCAGCAGCAUGAGGAGCUCAGCACCCUCACCAUCACCACAUCUCCGCUGCAAGGUGUCUGAAGACAUGCAGCUGAGGCAGGAAGUGACACGCAUAGAAGAGGAGAGGAUUCAGGUGCUCAACAACAUUGAAGAACUUGAACAGAAGAUCAGAGAUCUGGACACACAGAUGGACGAGUCUAUCAGAGAGAUGGAGGUGGAGAGAGCACUUCUAGAUGGCGAGCAGGAGGCAGAAGUGACUCAACUACAGAGCGAUAAAGAAAUGCUGGAGCAGCUCAACGAAAAAAUGGGCAACAUGGAGAAGAACUCUCAAAGGAAUCAAACUCAGGACAAAGCCCUGUUGGAGGCUGAGAGAGAUAAAGUAGAGAGGCUAGCUGAGCUGAUCUCAGAACAGAAGACCCAGCUGGACUCCUGUCCUGAAGCACUGAAGGAGCAGCUCCAGAAUCAGCUGUCCAGGGACACUGAAGCUUUGGAAGUGGAGAAGAAGCGUUUUGAAGACCUGGAGUUUCAACAGCUGGAGAAGGAGAGCUGUCAAGAUGAAGAGACGGAGACGCAGAUGCAGCAGCUCCUUAGAGAGAUUGCAGAAUAUCAGAGAUCAGUCGUCACUCGCAAGGAGAGGCUACUUACCCUGAAAAAGCAGUCGACUCAGAUUACCCAGCAGGCACAGCGGGAGAAGGAGAACUUCUUAAAGGAGAAGAGCAACCUCAUUUAUAUGCUGCAAAGAGAACGAGAGAACCUUUCGUCUCUGGAAAGGAAGUACGCUGAGCUGACAGGUGGACAGGCAUUUCCUCUUAACCCAGUGUCCAUGAAGGAGCACUUUCGCACACUGGAAGAGAGGAGGCGGAGCAACGGCAUUAAAGAGGGGGGAGUUCUGCUGAGUGACAGCGGAAUGUCCCGUAAAAGAGAAAGGCAGAGCUCUGGAACCCUAAACUCCGCUCUUAAUCGCAGUCUGUCUCCCAAGGUCAGACAACAGAUACGCCACAUAGGAAAACCCCAUAUGCCACUGUCUCAGAGCUCUAGCUGUGGCAGCGUUAUUCCGCGCACACUGUCAGUCAACUCUCGAGACCUGGACACCCGACGCCUGCUUAAGGCAGGUCAGCUGUAUCUGAAUGACGAGAGGCAGAGAAUGAGCGAAAUGUCCAACAGGGCAGUUUCUGAGACAAACGUCUUCCUGGAGCCGUUUCACUACCUGGAUAAUGGACACAACUAUGACACAAUGAGUGUGGACAGUACAGAGAGCCUGGAAACCAGCAUUUCCGCAUGUUCACCGGACAACAUCUCCAGCGCCAGCACAGCUAAUAUGGCGAAGAUAGAGGAGAUGGAGCGCAUGCUGAGAGAAGCUCAAGCUGAGAAGCACAGGCUGCUGGAGCACAGGGAGCGAGAGAUGGAGCUGCGCAGACAGGCUCUGGAGGACGAGAGAAGAAGAAGAGAAGAACUGGAGAGGAGGCUGCAGGAGGAGACCAGCAGAAGACAGAAACUAGUGGAGAGAGAGUCUCGUCCGCUGACUCGGUAUCUGCCGGUGAGGAAGGAUGAAUUUGACCUGCGAGGACACAUCGAGGCAGCCGGUCACCAUCCAGAGACCUGCUUUCAUCUGGCUAUCACUGAGAAGACCUGCAGGGGCUUCCUGGUCAAGAUGGGGGGCAAAAUCAAAACCUGGAAAAAGCGCUGGUUCGUCUUUGACCGCAACCGUCGGACACUGGCAUAUUAUGCUGAUAAACAUGAGACCAAAAUGAAGGGUGUUAUUUAUUUCCAAGCCAUUGAAGAAGUGUAUUACGACCACUUGAAGAACGCACACAAGAGCCCGAACACCUCGCUGACGUUCAGUGUGAAGACACAUGACCGUGUUUAUUACAUGGUGGCUCCUUCCCCAGAGGCCAUGAGGAUCUGGAUGGACGUUAUCGUCACUGGAGCCGAGGGAUAUACACACUUCCUACUGUGAGCCGGACUCAUCUUUGUUUAACAAACAUUUAACAAACCCAAAGUGACCUUCACAGUUCAGCUCAGCCUGCUGAAAGGAUCUCAUUUUUCACGUCAGCCUUUCUGGAGAGAGGUUACACUUUUAUGAUCCUCUUUCUAUCAGGAUAGAGCGUCGACUGAACGUUUUUCCAGUCAUCUGUGACCUAGUUUGGAAAAACUGGUGCUUUACCCACUGCGUCCUGUCCUGAGUUUACAGCUUUCAGACUACAAAGGUACCCACUCUUGAAUUGUUUGCCCCCGUAUUGUUCACUUCCGGGGUUAGAAGCAAUGUAAAUGAGAGAUCACUCACUGCUCUUUGCAUUUCUCAAACGUGCCAAUGAAGUUUUGACCUGGAUAUACCUCAAAAGAAAAGACUGGUUGUGCUUGUUAAAACUAGACACCAAAGACAGCAGUGUUGCUGGUGUGCCAUACAUACUGCAACCAUCAGGGUAUUUCUCAGCUUUGUUUAUGUAUCCAACAGUGCUGAACAUUUGUCCUAUUAUUGACCUUGUUUUUCUGUACAAUUUAUAUCAUUCCCACUUUCACCAAGUGCCUUGCAUUUGUCAAUAUAGGAUGAGAAUAUUUAGCUAUAUUAUUGUAGUAUGAUAUAAAUAGACUGUGGUUUUUAGAGCACAAAAGUCAGGUCCGUGAAGCAAAAAAACUUCCAUUGAACUUAUUUUUGAAUGAACUUAUCCCUUUAAAAGCAAAAUUCAUGAAAAAAAAUCAUGAAAAACAUUUCCCAUUAUGAAUUUUCACAGCAAAGCAACCCAAAAGUGAUCUUUAACUCCUAAGACUUAUAAGUAAGUUAUAAUAAAUUCUUAUGGGAAACAUGAAUGGAAAAAAAUCCUGAAUCUGCGCUGCUGUAAAAGCGUGCAGCACUAAUGCACUCUAUUAACGUUAUUUUCUAUUGACCAGCUGUGCCUCCACGAUGCUCAGGAACAUUCCAGAAGGAAGACUUUAGCACCAAAGACAAGCUGAAUAUGUUUUUCAGCAUGAUAUGAAUGUAAUGAUGUACACCUGUCAAAUAAUAGGACAUCCACGGAGGUUUAUGAGCCUUUUAAAUAAGCUUAUGAUAAUGAUAUUUUAUUAGAUUUCUCAUGUUGUUUUAUGUAGUACCACAAUCGGCCAGAAGAGGGUUUUGCUUAUUGAAUUUAGAUUUUAUUCACAGCGAGAGUCUCAUUUGACCUUUUAGUUUUGUCCACAUGCAUGUCUGAAUUUAUGAUUGUGUAUCUGAUAUAUAUUUUAAAAGUGUAGGAAUCAGUAUCUGAAAAUACAGAAAUUAUAUGAAUAUUAGUGUAGAUAAUAAAUGCAAGGGUUGUUGUAAAAGAAAACAAUGAAGGCACAUUUGCUUUCUGACAGCAGAACAGGAAAACAGAACAGGACUUUUGUAAAGUUGGAUUAGUCCAUUUAUUCCACCAUCAAAAUAUUGUGCAAUUUUAAAAGCCCGUCCACAUCACAAUCUGUAACUGCACACUGUAAAAUCAAUAAUUAAUUUUAAGCUGAAUCAAAUUAUGAGUCAUUUGAACUCAUAUUAUUUAAAACUGACUUAAAUAUUAAGUUGGAACAUGAUUAACUUAGUUUAAUAAGUUACACUUAACUAAAAACAUAGGUUGUCAUGACUAAUUGAUCAUAUCAUAUUUUGGGUCACACUUUAUUUUGAUGGUCCAUUUGUUAAAUAUAAAUUACAUUGCAUCUACAUGCCAAUUCUCAUUAGAUUAUCGGUAGACUGUUAGGUUGAGGUUAGGGUAAGUUAACAUGUACUUGCAAAGUUUAUAUAUAUUUAUAUAACUGACUAUAUUACUUAUAGUCAGUUAAAUGUCUGUUGAAGGAGCAUUAUCAACAGAUAUUAAGCAGGCUGUCUACUAAUACUCAAAUGGACCAUCAAAAUAAAGUGUUUCCAUUUUUUACAGUGAAGGAAUAACUUAUAACAACAGUUUUGUGGUCUUGUCACUUUAAAUGCUUGAUCUCUUUAAAGAAGGAUGGAUUCUGAUUGAUUUUUAUAUAUAUAAUUGUGAUGUGGACUUUAUUAUUCUUUUUUUCUAAUGAAUUCUUUAUAGUUUAUUCUUAUAGUAUAAUUCCUGAUGUAAAUAAUCUUUAAAUUGCAUUCAUAUGCAUUAGUUUUUCCACAUCCUGUCAUAGUUUAAAAUCUUUGAAGACCAAAUUGUCCUUCAUACAGGGUGUCUGCAGGGUUUUAAAAGUCUUAAAAUGUCUUAAUUCUCAAAAACUAAAUUUAAGGCGUUAAAACGUUUUAAAUCUACUGAAAUAUUGAUGUGUAGGUCUUAAAUCUUUUUAACAGGUCUUAAUUUUCCCUUGUUCAUGUAAAGCUACUCAAUCUGUCCAUACAAUCGCCAACAAUCCAUCUCAGUCAAACUUUUUAUUUUUAAAUUUUUUAAAAUGUUUUAACUCUAUUUACAAUAAUAAUAGUUUUAUUAAUAUCCUUACAAUAACAUUUGUUAAAAGGUCUCCAAGUAUUUACUGCUGAGGAUACUGACCUGGGGUGCGUUUCCCAAACAACAACGUAACUUGCAGCUGAACUUUCAUAGUACGAUGCAUCGUUUGGGAAAUAAGCAAUGUAGUGACGAGUGUUUCCCAAACCUGUUGUUUCUCUGUCGCAGAUCCAUCAUUUGAACCACGUUAGUUAUAAUGUAAAACGCCUAUAAUGACGCUCUAGACCGGGUGGAGUAACAUUUUUUUUAGAGAAGAACCCCAUCAUAUCUUUGAGCAAAUUAUAUUGCUUUACACGCACACACACUUAAAAUAAUCCAAUAUUAGUUUUGAUAAAAACAUGCACUCGCUUACCAUAUUAUUUGAAAUAUAUGUAAAUGGCACACACCCUGUACAAAGCCUAUGUUUCCUUUACAAAUAUUAUUGAGAACAUUACAUACUCUAUUCUAAAACAUAAAAUCACUUACGAAAGCUAACACAUAUUCUAAUCUCAUAAAUAAAUCAUAUAACUAAAUAAUUAAAUAAUGAGGCUAUUUAUUGAGAAAUUAAAUUUAAUAUUUAUUAUUUAAUAGGAAAUGAAAAAAAAUCUUACUUUAAUAAUAAUAUUAAUGAUCAUGAUGAUCACUAUUAUUAUUAUUAUUAGUAAGUAGGAUAUUGUUUUUUUCUUUUUUCUUUUUUGAAACGUCU